Messenger RNA from Sinocyclocheilus rhinocerous, 943 nucleotides. Its product is annotated as leucine-rich repeat extensin-like protein 5. Bases 120 to 761 code for a protein of 213 amino acids. The transcript is spliced from 2 exons. Lineage: Eukaryota; Metazoa; Chordata; Actinopteri; Cypriniformes; Cyprinidae. The record is from RefSeq and is a predicted model, not a curated record.
UUUAAUGGUGUAGUGUGUUUAUGUUUAUUAAAAGACUCCUUACUUCUAUUCCUUCAUCGUGUGCCCUUGACUAAAACCACGCACCGUGACAGAAUACGAGACCUCAAAAAAGAAAAGAAAUGGACUCACCAGCAUUACAUCUCCUCCUCAGACCAGAAAGCCGAAGGUGGCUGGAAUAUUUGGGCUGGAUGCUCCAGAACGGCGGCCUCUCCCUUAAAGUCAGCGAGCCCGAGACACCAACAGGGCUCAUCCAGGAACCAGAGCCGGAGUCCACCAAAGCCGAGGAGACUAAGCACGCUGAUCAGUCCACUGUAAAGCCAGGAGCAGACAUGAACCUCAUAGAUCUGUGGUCUGUGGAUCCAGUUCCCACCCAAGUACCCACCCUCAAACCUUUGUCUUCUUCGCCGGUCCCGUCCGGAUUGUUAGAGGCUCCGGUCCCGUCCGGAGAUCUUCCUCCUCCGAUGUCUCUAUCAGAUUUCCUGGUCCCAUCUCCUCCGCUGGUUUCAGCCAGUCCCCAGGAUUCGUCGGCCCCACUGGUGUCGUCCAGCUCCUCGGCUCUGCCUCCGCCGCUAGCUCAGUGCGGCUCAUCAGCAUCGCCUCAGGCUUCCCCUCCACCAGCUCGGUAUGGCGCCGAGUCCCCGGCUUCACUUCGGCCCUCCAGGCCCAUGUCUCCACCUCGGCCUGUCAGCCCGCCGACUCCGCUCCGGCUCUGCAUUCCUUCGGCUCCACCGAGGCUCGUCUGCCCUAGGACUCCUCUUUAAUCACCUUCAUUUGUUCCCACCUGUGUCAUAUUAAUCAUCUCGUUUGCUCCUUAGUUUGCCUUCCUUAAAAACCCUCAGUUUCCAUGUCAUCUUGGUCUCGUAUUAACGUUGCUUUAAUGGUGUAGUGUGUUUGUUUAUUAAAAGACUCCUUACUUCUACUCCUUCAUCGUGUGCCCUUGACU